This is a messenger RNA of Electrophorus electricus (electric eel), 3720 nucleotides long. It is a transcript of the gene wdr32, whose product is annotated as WD repeat domain 32. Gene Ontology annotation, cellular component: Cul4-RING E3 ubiquitin ligase complex. NCBI's taxonomy places the organism in Eukaryota, Metazoa, Chordata, Actinopteri, Gymnotiformes, Gymnotidae. Gene Ontology annotation, molecular function: protein binding. The record is from RefSeq and is a predicted model, not a curated record.
UCUUGAAAAUCCAGAGCAUUCUGGUCCUCAGGAUGCAUUCAGCUGAAAAUGUUCAAUCUUAAAGGAUAAAUUAACUACCUUGCUGCACAGUUUGCCAGUAGCUUCACAGAGGCAUUGCUAUCGUAUAUUAAUAUCACUAUUACUCUCUUGUUACAGAGCACAGCUGUUGGAUAAUUGUGCAUGUCCACUUCAAAUUUUGGGUGUAACAAGUCACAGGCAAUGUGAAAUAUUUGGUACUCUUUAAGUAAAUCAACAGAAAGUAACGUUUUAACUCCAUCAUGUUCAGAAAACAGACCAGGUUUACUAAAUCCCUGUAAAUGGCCUGAAUGGAGCUGCCCUCUGGAGGCAAGAAAAAAGUCAAUAAGUAUAUAGCUAAUUUUAGAGAUUUUGUAUAUGCGUGUUUAUAUUCCCUUUGCAAAUUGUGGAAUCAAAAGUACUAGCUAGCUAGCUACCAUUGUAACGCUGGUAGAAUCAGAGAUUCAGUAUUCAUGGAGGUUAUACAAGGCCUACUUUAAACAUCAUGAACAAAAAUCUUUUUACAAAUCCCCAAGUCGUGCUACGUACUUAUUAUAUGCAGCAAUGACGAUGCACUUUUCUAACGGGGUAACUUUCUCCUGACUCUUUCAAAGGGACUUCUAAACGUGCGCGCCUGCCUAUAACGUCCGAGUUGCACCUUUAACAAUCUCGGGCUGCAAAAGGAACCGGAAACACGCAAUUUGUUGUAUACGCAUAUUCGCAUUGGUGUGGCGUUUGCAUGAUGGGGUUUAUGCUACGUUUGAAGCUUUAGCUCGACUGUUUGGCCCGUCCCGGGUUCAGGUCCAGUGCUAUCCGCACUAUUGCCGUAGGGCGGACAGUGAAGCGGAGUUGCCUCAGGCUUCGAGUCUGCCCGUUCUUUUGUUCAAAACGGAGCCGCCAACUGCAACACCACAAUGAGCUCGGGACAACCGAGCGACAACAACGACCCUGAGGAAUCUCGAGCCAGUGGCGUCCGGGAGUUGGAUGAUUUGUUCCAAGAGGAAGAAAGCGAUGAUGAGGGUUGCUCGAGGCCGUCCUCUCCGGAGACCAGGCGUGAGAAUUCCCGAACCCAGGUUAGCUCGAGGCCUGAGUCCGCGGGAGACGGCGCGUCGAGCUCGGUCUUAAGGGGCUCGAGUGUAUGUGAUUCCCUCUUCUCUUGGUUAUGGAACCGGACUGUCCGCAGAGGGCCGUUCGUAGAUCCAGCACGGGAUAACUUUCGUACUAUGACUCGUCUUUAUUCGUCCAUGAGCCCCGCCGCAGACUCGGUAAACCUUAGUACACAAACCCACGGUGCCGUGUUUAAUCUGGAGUACUCUCCGGACGGGUCGGUGCUGACUGUAGCCUGUGAGCAGACAGAGGUGCUGCUGUUUGAUCCCGUUUCAUCUAGACACAUCAAAACAUUAGUGGAAGCGCAUGAGGAUUGUGUGAACAACAUCAGGUUUCUAGAUAACCGGUUGUUUGCCACCUGCUCUGAUGACACCACUAUCGCACUGUGGGAUUUGAGAAAACUGAACUCGAAGGUGUGCUCACUGCAUGGACACGCUAGCUGGGUGAAAAAUAUUGAAUAUGACACACACACUCGCCUGCUUGUUACAUCUGGCUUCGAUGGAAACGUCAUCACCUGGGAUACUAACAGGUUCACGGAGGACGGUUGUCCCCAUAAGAAGUUCUUUCACACACGGUAUUUGAUGCGAAUGCGUCUCACUCCAGACUGCAGCAAGAUGCUCAUCUCCACCUCCUCCGGUUACCUGCUCAUUUUACAUGACCUCGAUCUCACUCAGAGCCUAGAGGUCGGCAGCUACCGCAUCCUGCGGGCCAGACGGCCCCCCCUUAGCACAGAAGGUUCCUCAACAGGAUCCAGGACAGCAGGUUCUCGCCAUGGCAAUGAUAGCAAAGCCCAUCCACAUAGAGAGGGUUUGUCUCCCAGGAACAGCCUGGAAGUUCUGACCCCAGAGAUCCCAGGUGAGAGGGACCGGGGCAACUGCAUCACGUCCCUACAGCUGCACCCCAAAGGCUGGGCCACGUUGCUACGCUGCUCCAGCAACAUGGAUGACCAGGAGUGGACGUGCGUGUACGAGUUCCAGGAGGGAGCACCGCCCAGGCCGCCUGUCUCCCCGCGCUGCUCAUUGCGUCUCACGCACUACAUCGAGGAGGCCAACGUGGGCCGCGGCUACAUAAAGGAGCUGUGUUUCAGCCCAGAUGGGCGACUGAUCUGUUCGCCAUACGGCUAUGGCGUGCGCCUGCUGGCCUUUGACGAGCGCUGCGGUGAGCUGGCGGACUGCAUGCCGGCACGCACGGCUCUCCUGCGCGAGGUGCGCUCUGUCUUUUCCCACAGCGACGUGGUGCUCACAUCCAAGUUCUCCCCCACCCACUGUCAGCUGGCGUCGGGGUGCCUCAGCGGACGUGUAGCACUCUACCAACCCCACUUUUAGCACUGACACACGCCCUCACACAUCCUCUCAUGCGCACUCUGACACAUGCAUGCACACAAACAAAUCAUGUCUUCUGUCUGACUGUGGGGGAAGAAACAAAGAGCCCUUAAAGGGCAUGCUCAUUUUCUGUUCACAGUUCACAAUAUCGAGGUGUGAAUGUGGGCUUUGUGUAAAUGAGUUGGCUUGUUUUUAGAGAAGUUCAUUUUGUUUGUUCUUUAGAUUGUGUAAUUACUAUGACUUAGGAACGUAUGCAGUAAUGAAUGAAAUAGACCCUUCUCCUAUGGGGAGCUGCUUGUAGUGUGGCAAAUCCAGGUGACUUUUGGGAUGGCAGAAUUAGGUUUUGUAGUCUUCAUGCCCUUGCUGAGAAUAUGACCUCACUCUGAGCCUGUCCCAGAGCCUGGCCUGCAUGUCCCAUGCUCCUCCCCAAGUCCUGCAGCGGUGUAGAUACUGCUGGCCGCUUUAGCCAAUCAGUUCCCUUUGUUACCAUGUAAUGUAGCAUGGAACAUAAGCAGUACAAGCUGUUAAAGCUGUAAUGGAUGGAGCUUUCUGCAUUUUGCCAAAUGUUUUUUAGCAGCACUGUAUUCAUACUUUAGCUCUAAUAAGAGCUACUCUGUGUGUUUCUUACUAACUGUCUUUGUUUGAAAGGCAGCUUGCCUCCUGUGACACUAAUGAAGUUAUGUUUUUAUGGGUUCUGAUUUGUAGAUGGUCAAAGCAGUAAGGUGAGUGUGUGAGUGAGAGUGAUUGGUUCAAAGUAUGUCUGUCUGUGUAAGUAGAUAAGCUAAUUGCUGAAAAUGAUUCUUGGUUAAAUGAGUGUUGGUGAGGACAGUGGGCAUCACACAUACACCAAAACCCCAAGAAUGGACAUGGACAAUCAACAUUGUUGCCUAAACCAGAAAUUCAGUUUUUCAUAUUAUCUCAAAAAUAUGUAUGCACGCCCAGUGAAGAAGCAUAGCCACCAGGCUCUAAGUACUACAGACAGAGAUGUCUGUAGUAACAUGUCAUGAUGUGACUUUUAGGUGAGUGUUUCCUACUGCAGGGUAUUUGUUUUUAUAGCCUUCAAGAAGAAUGAAUCUGAGGAUAUUCAGAGUAAUACUAGCAUUGUUCAAACCCCUCUAACAUUUAUUGAAUAGCUGAAACAUCUGGGUGUGUGGGGUCAUUCUGGAGGCGAGACAUUCCUCUGUUCAGCUCUGCUUCACUUACAAAAUGGUUUAUGUUAGUACUAAAAAACUACUAAAGAUGCAGCGGUACAAAACAAUAAAGAUUUUUUUCAGGA